This is a messenger RNA of Meira miltonrushii, 2030 nucleotides long. RefSeq lists its product as uncharacterized. The transcript has a single exon. NCBI's taxonomy places the organism in Eukaryota, Fungi, Basidiomycota, Exobasidiomycetes, Exobasidiales, Brachybasidiaceae. The record is from RefSeq and is a predicted model, not a curated record. Gene Ontology annotation, molecular function: DNA-binding transcription factor activity, RNA polymerase II-specific; zinc ion binding; RNA polymerase II cis-regulatory region sequence-specific DNA binding. Bases 348 to 1691 code for a protein of 447 amino acids. Gene Ontology annotation, cellular component: chromatin. Gene Ontology annotation, biological process: regulation of transcription by RNA polymerase II.
UACUGCUCAUCCGCCGCCCCGAUUGUUUUAUGCGUACAUAAAAAAAACUUGCCCAUCUCAUGCAAAUCAUCUUUUGCUUGCCUACCAUUCAUUAAAACUUCAAUAUAAUUCAUACGUGCAUUCAACGCUAACGGUUCUAGACAGUGCGGAGAAAGGUGUUUAAAAUCAAGAAAACAACCCUUCACUGAUAGAGUGCUUAACUCUCAAAGAUCACCUCAACUGGAAGCCAUCUUACCAGUCAUCUUAAGGUUCCCUAUCAAUCCCCAGAGAUCGAAUAUUCGUUGAAGAGGUAUAAUAACUUCCUCCCUUUUCUCUUACAUCUCAACGUCAUCCCCCCCGCGAAUACAAUGUCCUUUUCAAACGCAAUCAAUAUUCCAAGCGGAAGUAACUCAACGAUGGAAAUGAUGUCAAACGAAUUCACUUCUCCGAUUAGCAUUUCAUCACCUUUUAGUAGUUCAAGUGGCAAUGCAAGUGCGGCAGAACAAAUGAUGUUUGCUUCUUCUUUUGCCACGAUAACUUCACCUCCAACCAGUGAUGAUUUUGCUUUGAGCACACAACAAGAACAAAAGAAACAUAAACCACACAAAUGCGAUAUUUGUAACGCUUGUUUCGCUCGUAAGGUUCAUUUGCAAAGACAUGCUCUUCGUCAUCAAAAUGGAAAGCCGUACUGUUGUGAUCGAUGCGGAAAAUGCUUCAGCCGUCAAGAUUCUCUCGUUCGUCAUCAUAGAUUACUGCAUGAGAAUAUGGUCAAAGAAACCAAACCAAGCAAGGCUACCGUAAUGGCUGGUAAAAAGACCAAAAAGCAAUCUAAACGUGCUUGCAUUCGUUGCAGCAGUAUCACCGUCAAAUGUGACGGUAAGCAACCUUGUUCACGUUGUGUUUCGAAUCAUGGAGGAGAGUCAUGCUUGUAUGCCCCGACUUCUGCUCCUACCACAAUCGGACAAGCAUCAAAGAAGCGUUCCCGUCAACGUCAUGAUAGUAUCGCCACAACAUCUUCUAUGGUCACAAUUGAUGAUGAUGACGGGUCAUUUUCUGGACCACGUCGGGAUACGGCCAGUAGUGUUGCCUCAACCAUGAGUGACGCAUUCAUGAGUCCAAUCCCGGCAAAUUCAUGGGGACAACAAUUGCCCGUCUUGUCCGUCUAUCAACAAUCUCAAAUGCAACAACAAAUUCCACCUCAUCCAUUUGAACUUCCACAAAUGGAUGCAUAUGUGGAUUCAAGCAAAUCUUUGGAUUUCAUGGCCGGUUUACCAAACUUUUUCCCAUCUUACCCUCAACAACAUCAGCAAAUGCAACCUCAAUACCCUUCCGUGCCAAUGUUUGAUUGGUCUUCUCUGUGCUUAGAAGAAGACACUUUCAAACUUCCAUUCUCUGGAUCUGCUUCCAACAAAGACCUCAACGGGACACUUUUGAGUGAUGAUGUCAGAAUGGCAUCUCUCACCCAAGACAGCACAUUCCCUUCUCCCUCCAUCCAUGCCUUACAACAACAUAACCUUCACAUGCACGAUCUCGCAAAUCAACAAUUCGGUCGUGUUCAAAGUUUACCUGCCACGAACGGCGGUGAUCUUUCCGCAUUCGCAAUGGCCGUUGCACAAAACAAUCAAUGCGUAACAAACAUUGACGGUUUAAUGCGUUCGCUUUCCGGGUAUGGAAUGCGAAAUGGAAACAAUGGUGAAUCUCUUGUUGUCUAAAAGGGCUGCCCCUAUUUUGUCACGAUGUAUUGUUUAAUCUGUUUUUACCCGUGGAUAUCCUUCUUGUUUUUCUGUAUAAUUUCGUAAUUUUUUUCCUUCUUCCUCAACUAUUUUUCGGAUCUUGUUUUUCUUUUCUCUAUAAUUUCUAUUCUCUUUCCGUCAUCAUCAUAUACGAGAUGCUUCCUCCCUUGUGAGGGAAUAAUUCCAUGUAUUCUUUUUACAUUCCAAAAUUGUCUGAGAACCCUUCGUCCUUCCCCGCAAAAAGAAGUCUGACGUCUGAUCUUUCUCACACACAGACGUCCCUUUGUCUUUGACAUUAACGCUAACGAUCACGGCAUC